This is a messenger RNA of Zymoseptoria tritici IPO323, 765 nucleotides long. RefSeq lists its product as uncharacterized. The annotation marks the transcript as partial. The transcript has 2 exons. The record is from RefSeq and is a predicted model, not a curated record. NCBI's taxonomy places the organism in Eukaryota, Fungi, Ascomycota, Dothideomycetes, Mycosphaerellales, Mycosphaerellaceae.
AUGGACCGAGUCAGCGAGCGCGUGGAGCGUGGCCAUUACAUACCUGUGGAGAAUCAGACCGAGAGCUCAACGUCGAGAGUCACCGUCGAGGGCAGGAAACUCACCUACCGCAUGUCCGUGCUGCAACAACCUGUUCGCGCCCGAGCAUGCGGUCAAGGUGCAAAGUGCAAGUCGCCAUCCGCCGAUCGCCGCCCCGUCGACCCACCGCCGAUUGUUGAGCUGAAGAUAUUCGAGGGCGAGGACCAAGAGAACGACAUUACCUUCACAAUGCACGCCAACUACUUCCUUUUCGCGACUUUGGAGCAGGCUCGACCGAUCGCCAACGGACGCGUGAGCAAUGAGCGAAGCACACCCGUGCUGACCGGCACACCAGUUGCUGGCAUGGUCUAUCUGGAUAGGCCCACACCUGCCGGCUACUUUAUCUUCCCAGAUCUGUCCGUCCGCCACGAGGGUGUCUACCGGUUGAGUUUCUCGCUGUACGAGGAUUGCAAGAGCCCCAAGGAUGAGGACAAAACCGAGGAGGGUGCCAAGUCGGAGUCCGAUGCCCAUGUCACACAUCGUUUGGAAGUGAAGUCGGAGCCCUUCAACGUGUUCAGCGCGAAGAAAUUCCCAGGAUUGACCGAGAGCACGUCCUUGAGCCGGAUGGUCGCUGAGCAAGGUUGUCGUGUUCGUAUCCGACGUGAUGUGCGUAUGCGCAAGCGGGAGACCAAGCCUGGCGGCAGAGAAUGGGACAACUACGAGGACGAGACGGCACAAGCCCGUGCA